Molecule: messenger RNA, 4955 nt
Organism: Pelobates fuscus (common spadefoot toad)
Lineage: Eukaryota; Metazoa; Chordata; Amphibia; Anura; Pelobatidae
Gene: OGDH
Product: oxoglutarate dehydrogenase
Exons: 23
Coding region: 145-3210 (1021 amino acids)
Biological process (GO): tricarboxylic acid cycle
Cellular component (GO): oxoglutarate dehydrogenase complex; mitochondrion
Molecular function (GO): oxoglutarate dehydrogenase (succinyl-transferring) activity; thiamine pyrophosphate binding
Source: RefSeq, a predicted model, not a curated record
UUCCCAGCCAGUCGUCGGGCGGGAGCCGGACGGAGUAGACGGCUACGGCUAAUCAGUACCGGCCCAGGUGAGACAAUCUCUACACACUUUAAACGGGAGAAGAACGAAUGAUACCGGAAGUGAUUCUUCAACAAGAACACAAACAUGUUUAACUUAAGGACUUGUGCUGCUAAACUCAGGCCUUUGACGGCCUCUCAGACUGUUCGAUCACUUUCACACAGAGGGCCCGCGGCACCCAGGACGUUUCAGCCACUCAGGUGCUUAAGUACACCUGCAGCCGCAGAGCCGUUUCUUAGUGGCACUAAUUCUAACUAUGUGGAGGAAAUGUACUUUGCUUGGCUGGAGAACCCAAAGAGCGUUCACAAGUCAUGGGAUGUCUUCUUUCGGAAUGCAAAUGCUGGUGCAGCUCCUGGAACAGCUUACCAAAGCCCACCUCCCCUCGGUAGCAACCUCUCUGCCUUUGCGCAGGCACAGUCAUUGAUCCAAGGACAGCCAAAUAUAGAAAAACUAGUGGAAGAUCAUCUUGCUGUACAAUCUCUCAUCCGUGCUUACCAGAUCCGCGGGCACCAUGUUGCUCAGCUAGAUCCACUUGGCAUUCUGGAUGCAGAUCUGGACUCCUGUGUGCCAGCUGACAUUGUCACAUCCUCAGACAAACUCGGAUUCUACGGACUUGAAGAAUCUGACUUGGACAAAGUGUUCCGCCUACCAACCACCACAUUCAUUGGAGGAAAUGAAACUGCUCUGCCCCUUCGAGAGAUCAUCAGAAGGCUUGAGACUGCAUAUUGCCAGCACAUUGGUGUUGAAUUCAUGUUUAUUAAUGACCUGGAGCAAUGCCAGUGGAUUAGAGAGAAGUUUGAAACCCCAGGAAUCAUGCAAUUCACCAGUGAAGAAAAGCGUACCUUGCUCGCUAGGCUCGUCAGGUCUACCAGGUUUGAAGAGUUUCUCCAUCGUAAAUGGUCUUCUGAGAAACGUUUUGGACUGGAAGGUUGUGAGGUUUUAAUUCCAGCCCUAAAGACCAUUAUUGAUGAAUCCAGCAAGAAUGGAGUAGAGUAUGUCAUCAUGGGGAUGCCCCACAGAGGCCGUCUGAAUGUCUUGGCAAAUGUCAUCAGGAAGGAGCUAGAACAGAUUUUCUGUCAGUUUGAUUCCAAGCUAGAAGCUGCAGAUGAGGGUUCUGGCGAUGUUAAAUACCAUCUUGGAAUGUACCACAGACGGAUAAACAGAGUGACAGACAGAAAUAUAACCCUGUCUUUGGUGGCCAACCCAUCCCACCUCGAGGCUGCCGAUCCAGUGGUUCAAGGAAAGACAAAAGCUGAACAGUUUUACUGUGGAGACACAGAAGGCAAAAAAGUGAUGUCAAUCCUCCUGCAUGGAGAUGCUGCUUUUGCAGGACAAGGCAUUGUAUAUGAGACCUUUCACCUGAGUGACCUGCCGUCACACACUACACAUGGGACUGUGCAUGUGGUGGUCAAUAACCAGAUUGGCUUCACCACUGACCCUCGAAUGGCACGAUCUUCUCCUUACCCCACUGAUGUGGCCAGAGUAGUGAAUGCCCCCAUCUUCCAUGUCAAUGCAGAUGACCCUGAAGCUGUUGUGUAUGUUUGUAAUGUUGCUGCUGAAUGGAGGAACACCUUCCACAAGGAUGUUGUGGUGGACUUGGUUUGUUACCGCCGGAAUGGUCACAAUGAAAUGGAUGAGCCCAUGUUUACGCAACCUUUGAUGUACAAACAAAUACGCAAACAAAAGACAGUGCUACAGAAGUAUGCAGAGACCCUGAUAUCGCAGGGGGUGGUUAACCAGCUGGAAUAUGAGGAGGAAAUUGCAAAGUAUGACAAGAUCUGUGAGGAAGCACUGACCCGCUCCAAAGAUGAAAAGAUCCUUCAUAUUAAGCAUUGGCUGGACUCCCCCUGGCCUGGUUUCUUUACUCUGGAUGGUCAGCCACGCAGCAUGACAUGCCCAUCCACAGGGCUUUCUGAAGAGGAUCUGACGCAUAUCGGGGCCGUGGCCAGCUCUGUACCUGUAGAAGACUUUACUAUUCAUGGAGGUCUCAGCCGUGUCCUCAAAGCCCGUGGAGAGAUGGUGAAGAACAGAACUGUUGACUGGGCACUGGCUGAGUACAUGGCAUUUGGGUCUCUACUGAAAGAGGGAAUCCACAUCCGUCUCAGUGGCCAGGAUGUGGAGAGAGGCACUUUUAGUCACCGUCACCAUGUGUUACACGAUCAGAAUGUGGACAAGAGGACAUGUAUCCCUAUGAAUCAUCUAUGGCCAAACCAGGCCCCUUACACUGUCUGCAACAGCUCCCUGUCAGAAUAUGGGGUCCUUGGGUUUGAACUGGGCUUUGCUAUGGCUAGCCCUAAUGCCUUGGUUCUCUGGGAAGCCCAGUUUGGAGAUUUCCACAAUACAGCUCAGUGUAUCAUUGAUCAGUUCAUCUGUCCUGGACAGGCCAAGUGGGUGAGACAGAAUGGAAUUGUCUUGCUUUUACCCCAUGGCAUGGAAGGCAUGGGUCCUGAACAUUCCUCUGCUAGACCUGAACGCUUUUUGCAGAUGUGCAAUGAUGACCCAGAUGUCUGGCCUAAACCCUCAGAUGACUUUGCAGUGCGCCAGCUUUAUGACUGCAAUUGGAUUGUUGUGAACUGUUCCGCUCCAGCUAACUUCUUCCAUGUUCUCCGCAGACAGAUCCUGCUGCCUUUCCGCAAACCGUUGAUUGUCUUCACUCCAAAGUCCCUUUUGCGUCAUCCAGAAGCUAGAUCAAGUUUUGAUGACAUGUUGGCAGGUACCCAUUUUAAAAGAGUAAUCUCUGAAGAUGGACCAGCCUCCCAGAAUCCUGAAGGGGUGAAACGUAUUCUUUUUUGCACUGGGAAGAUUUAUUAUGAUCUGACUAAAGAACGUAACAGCCGUGGAUUGGAUUCGGAUGUGGCCAUCACUCGUGUAGAGCAGUUGUCUCCAUUCCCAUUUGACCUUAUGGAACAGGAAGUGAAUAAAUACCCGAACGCAGAGCUAGUUUGGUGCCAGGAAGAACAUAAGAAUCAGGGUUAUUAUGACUAUGUGAAACCUAGACUUCGCACCACCAUACACCGUGCUAAGCCAGUCUGGUACGCUGGCCGUGAUCCUGCAGCUGCUCCAGCCACCGGCAACAAGAAAAAUCACACACUCGAGAUGAAGCGUCUCCUGGAUACUGCUUUCAACCUGGAGUCCUUCAAGGGCCUUUAUUAGGCUUCCAUCUGCUUUUCUUAAAAUCCCAUCUGCACUCUCCAACUUUCCAUCAAUACACUCACUAGGGACUCUCCCCUCAACCUUUUUGUGUCUUUGCUUUACCUUGGCAGAGAAGGUGUUAUAGCCAGGCUUAAGUGGGGAUGGGUUUAAUUAGUUUGUUUUUAUUUUGUUGUUUUUUUAUUUGUUUUUUGCUGCUAGUAGUCUUGCCACUUGACAUUUUAAAUAAGGCCAAAAUAAAAUAUUUGGGGGGAGGGCGGAAGAAACUAAAAUGAAUAUCAAAGUACAGGUAACUGUAUAUUACAUAUUUAUCAUAUCUCUAAAACUCUGGCUUUAUUAUUUAAAAAGUGUAACCAAUUGAUGGCAGACAUCUUUGCCUUUUAUUGAGUGUCUGGACCUGCGGAAAUCGCAGAAGCAUUCAUAUGCUGCACAGCUUUAAGCAGGCAAACAAGUUAUGUACCCCUUUACCCAUCACUUUUACCAGCAUACUAAAGGAAGAUUGGACACCCACAGGUCAUGGAGUACAGUAUAUAAGGAUCAGUUCUGCCAUGGCCAACACAGGUCUUGGAGUACCAGAGAUCUGUGGACUAUAUUUUCCAAUGCAUUGCAUGGGAAAUAGUGGUGCUUUCUAAAUAGAGUAAUUUCCCAUGAUGCUCAGCUAGCAUAAAGGCUGGUUAAUAAUCAUGGUAAGUGUAUGCUGCAAACAGCUGGGGUACAAAUAGUAAUCUUUGGUUACCUUGUGGCUAAUGCAUUUCUAAAAGAGAUGAUAUUGGACAAUUAUUCAACCAGGAUUGUUUUACAGAUCUUGCUCUCUGGUUUAUGGAGGGGUCUUAACACGGUUGUCUGGACUGUGGAAAAACAGUGAAAGCAUAAGCUUGUCAAUCAUAAUAUGUAUGUCCCAAAUCAACCAUAUAUAUAUAUAUAUUCUUUUAAAAUGUUAUUUUCCUUUUCUAAAAUAGCAGGUUUUGUUUUCGGGCCUGAAUUUGAUAAAUGAUACCCUUUUAAAACACCUGUAAAUUGUAAAUACAUAUCAAUAAUAUUACAAAAGAUCAUUUAUCAAUAUCUUCCUGGCACAUAUUGUCAAAUAUAUUUUUAUUUUGAAACUUUGAAAAAGCCAUCAUUUUACCUCUUUUUAAAUUUAUGCAAAAGACCAGAGUAGGAGAAUUUUUAAUAUUAUUAUUUGAUUUUGUUUUUUUUUUUACACUUAACAGUUGGAACUUUUUGUCUGCCAACCUCCUCCAGAUUAUAGAUUGGUUAUUUUGAGUGAUGAUAAAAUGAUUGGGGUACUAUGGCUCAUCAAACUAUUUGUAACAUAGGGAGAAAUAACAGCCUGCUAUGAAUAAACCACUGUUACCAAUCUUUUUGUCCAAUACAGUUCCUCUGUAAUAUAUAAGCUUUUAAAUCAUUGCACAGGAUUCUGGGUAAUGCUUGUAAAGCUUGAUAACUUUUAGCCUGUCUCAUUUCAAUCACCCAGUAUCCAUUGCUGCUUUAAGGGUUAACCCAUUCUCUGCCAUCAAACCGCAGCGAAUAUGUUUUGUUUUUAUUUCUUUGCUUAAUGCUGAAUUUCUCCUUUAAACAAAAUAUUUAACAUAUUCUAGUUGCAUGUGCCAAACUCUGUACCCACAGACAGCAGGGAGAGGGUAGCAAAACAUGGAAAUAAAUGGACAAAUUGAUUUGAUGAUAAGGCCACUGACACAAAAACAAACUUAUUUAUUUUGUUAAAAUAAAUAAAAAUACAUAAAAAAAAA